AAAAAAAUACCUUUGAGGGGUGUUCCUCUGCGCCGUCAGUGCGGUGUUGGUUAUUGGAGAGGUGCGCGGUCACCGUUACGCAUUUCAGCAGAACACCGCACGCAGGAUGGCCGAGAGUCACGGCGAUAUCAGCGGCCAGGACUGUCGGCGACCGUCUCCGGUACAAACCUUUGACCACAGAUCCUCCAAGUGGGUCCGUUUGAACGUCGGCGGGACGUAUUUUCUGACCACCAGACAGACGCUCUGCCGGGACCCCAAAUCAUUCCUGUUCCGGCUGUGCCAAGCGGAACCAGACCUCGAUUCUGAUAAGGAUGAGUCUGGGGCGUAUUUGAUUGACAGGGAUCCCAUGUAUUUCGGGCCUGUGCUGAAUUACCUCAGACAUGGGAAGCUGGUCCUCAACAAGAACCUGUCAGAGGAGGGAGCUCUGGAAGAAGCCGAGUUUUACAACAUCACAUCAUUAAUAAAACUCAUCAAAGAAAAGAUCAGUGAAAGAGAAAGCAAGACGACACACACUCCAGUCAAGCAUGUUUACAGAGUGUUACAGUGUCAAGAGGAAGAACUUACGCAGAUGGUCUCGACCAUGUCAGACGGAUGGAAGUUCGAGCAGCUUGUCAGUGUAGGUUAUGGGCGGGCCCAGAAGUCAGAGUUUUUCCUGAUUGUGUCUCGAGAGGUGAAGGGGGAGGAGUCAAGCCAAACUCACCCCGCCCACAGUGGAGAGUUGGUCAGUAUUGGAUCCUCCUAUAACUAUGGUAAUGAAGAUCAGGCGGAGUUCUUGUGUGUUGUUUCUAAGGAACUGCACAACCAAUCAUACAGCAGCAGCACUCAACCCAGUGAGAAAGCCAAGAUUCUACAGGAACGCGGUUCUAGAAUAUGAUUAUCUAGAGCUGCCAUGUUUUGAGAUUCAUCAGUUCUUUCUAGAACAUUCCAUGAGCUUGUUCUCUUCACGCCUCAAGAGCACUGGACACCUGACGCAUGCAAGCAGCACAAGAAGAGCACGUCCACUCUGAUCCAGUCUUUAUGGUGCCUGUUAAUCUGAAUUUAAACCGGGAUGCUUGUUUGUUUUGAUCUUCAUGGAUUCAGAGACUGAUUUGGAUUCUCUGGUCAGGAUCUGGGAAACUGGACCCAUGUCAAUCUCAGGGAUCAAAAGGAAAUGGACACGUCGCUUUGAAUCGCUGCCCACCUGUUAGCACAAUCAGUUCAAUGGACAUACAGUGGGAUCCAUAAGUGACAGUACUUAAAUUUCAUACUUUUCUUUACAAAUCUCAGUAUUUUGUUUGUCUCCCUUUUUCUUUAAUCAGUGACAAACUGACCUGAUGCUCUUGUUCUCCUGCACGAUUUGCAAUGUUUCCAAGAGCAUCUUGAGCUUCAGAAGCAGAAGGAAAAUCUGGGCGUCUGUACGAAGAGUCACAUGAUCAAUGUCAUUUAUUUUCUUACAUUUGAUUAGUCACACAGAACUAGUACAUAAUAUGAAAUAUGAUGUCUUCAUUCAACACUUCAAAAAAGAAAAUUACUUUUCUAACUUUUUUUUUGUUUAAAGAUUUAAAUUGUAAAAAAUCCCAGAUUUUUAUUGUGGUCUCAGACUUUUGGAACCCACUGUUUUAUGAUUUAUAUACGCGACAAUAAGGAUUUGGAAAAUCAGUACAAAUUUUGCAGUAGCACCAUGGUUGGGCACAAAUUAUUAUGCAAGAUUGUAGAGCUGAGUAAUAUUUCUUAGUGUUAAGAUUUUAGCUACAUUAGCGUUCAAAAGUCUGGGGAUGGUAAGAUUUUUCAAUAUUUUUGGUAAGCAGUCCCUGCAUUAAUAUAGUAACAGUAAUAUUGUUAAUUAUUAUUGCAGUUUUCUUUUGUAAUAUUUUGUAAAAUGUAAUUUAUUCCUGUGACCAAAGCUGAAUUUUCAGCAUCAUUACUUCAGUCUUCAGUGUCACAUGAUCCUUUUAAUAUACUGAUUUUGCUGCUCAAGCAAAUAAAAGUAUUAUUUUCAUGCAAAAAAAAAAAAAAAAAAAAAAUCUUACUAAGCCCAAACUUUUGAAGGAUAGUAUAUAUCUACAACACAUUUUACUGGAAACCUGUAUGUUUUUUUUUUAACUCCUUUUAAAAAAUGAUUGCUUUUGCACUACUGCUAUUAUUAUUAUUAUCAAUGCAAUAUUUUCGAGGUAUCAGUGAACUGCUGUUAAGAAAUGUGUUAGUGUAUCUUAUUACUGAACCCUUGGCUGGAUCUUAAAGGGAAGGAGCUUUUCUGUCUGUCCACCAAGAGGAGAGACAGGAUACGUGAAGCAUUUAAAUGACACCUUGCCUUUCCUGAUCAUGCACAUUUUGAUAUGUAUUAUAAGGACACAGUGUAUGCGUUUGUAUGUCAUUUUGAAAAUGCUAACAUCUAAACUUGUACUGCAAAAUCACGUCACACUGAAGUAGCUGAAUGUAGCAACACUCAUCCGCACACUUUUAAGAUACAAAUGCAUUUUUAACAAAUAGUCAUGUGUCUGUGUGU
Cyprinus carpio (common carp) is the source of this 2485-nucleotide messenger RNA. Its product is annotated as BTB/POZ domain-containing protein KCTD5-like. Gene Ontology annotation, biological process: proteasome-mediated ubiquitin-dependent protein catabolic process; protein homooligomerization. Lineage: Eukaryota; Metazoa; Chordata; Actinopteri; Cypriniformes; Cyprinidae. Gene Ontology annotation, molecular function: cullin family protein binding. Gene Ontology annotation, cellular component: Cul3-RING ubiquitin ligase complex; cytoplasm. The record is from RefSeq and is a predicted model, not a curated record.